Microbotryum saponariae is the source of this 1471-nucleotide messenger RNA. The record is from the annotation of a GenBank genome assembly. Lineage: Eukaryota; Fungi; Basidiomycota; Microbotryomycetes; Microbotryales; Microbotryaceae.
AUGUCUCACCCAUCGAUGAACCGGGGCGACCCCUUUCUGCGCUUGCAUCACUCUGACGAUGCGUCGCUCAGUCGUGUCAUCUUUCACCCUCUGCGGGGCGAUAUCCUGGUUGUCGGUGAGUCGCUUUACUCGGAUAGUCUGUAGCCGUCGAUUGGAGAAUGUUUGAAGUCGCUGAUGUGAUGGUUCGGGGAGUGAAACAGGUUCGGAAAGUCACGUUGAAGCGCUGUUGAUCCAGACCUCCGCCGGCCCAUCACAACUCACGGCGCGACGACUUGCAAUAUGGCCUCUCAGCGGUCACGUCACGGCUAUUGAUAUUGCACCCUGGUCGAGUCCAGACAACCUCGAGUAAGUCGGGGUCAUUGCCAAGUCGUGCUGGAUGAGGGAUAACGCCGGAAAUUGAUUCGAUGAAGGGUCGAUCCGCUCCACCGUUCAGGGUCACCGUCGCCACUUUGACCCCUAAUCUAUUUCGACUUCGAUGGAGCGCAGUCGAAGGCUCUCUGACCACUUCGAUGGGGGAGGGGAUGGUCUCGAGCACGAUCCACGAGAUCAAGUACGCACGAGCCGGUGGCGCACAAGCGGCGAGAACGGUUGCAAGUGUCGGCGAUCAAGGUGCCUUGCUCCUCUGGGACGUCGCCGCCGAGUCGCCAGGUUUGCUCAAGCUCGUAAGUAAACGUCAAACAUAAAAUAUAUGGUAGCUUAAGCACUGGGUUGAUGCGCCCAGUUGAACUUCUGCUGCACUAGAUCCCUCACCCCUUCCCUCUCCGAUCUCUUUGCUUCCACCCCACCAACGCGAGCCUCCUCGUCACCGGCGAUGCAAAAGGCAUGCUCCGACUCAUUAAUCUCGACGACGCAAGUAUCCGCAUGUGUCUCUUCGAACCUCGUUCCCUCGCCCGUUCGAUCCGAGGUGAUCUCGUCUGCCUCGAUUGGAACACCGCCGCCGCAUCGGCUGGCGUUCCGACCACUCAAAUUGGCGCGGUGAUUGAUGGUCGGUGGGUGCUGUGGGACCUCAGUGAGAGUAGCGGGGGAGGUCCGACGGCUUUCGGGAGUGCUUUUUCAGAGCACUUGGCUGGUCGAGCGGUCUUUCGGUGAGCUUUCUCGGUGGAAGGCGAAGGCGAUCAUCGGACGACCCCCCAAAUUGAUUUCGGACUGACAAUGUACCGCACAAUUUGCAGGUGGAGUCCCCACGACCCCAAAAUCUUUGCCGUGCUUUGUGCUCACCCGUCUGCCACACCUGCUCUGACCUUGCACAACGUAUCGUGCCCCCAAGGUAAGUUUUCAAAGUCUGAGCCCUUCAAGAGCAAGAGCGAAGAGGGAAGUCAAGCUGAUCCGGGAUGCCGCUUUCACAGCUCCUCGACCAGUCAACAUCGCCCCUCCACCGCUGCAAGCGAUGGACAUGUGCUGGAGUCCAACAGUAGAUAUUUUUGCGGUCAUUGUCGACCGGGAUGUGCUGCUCUGCAGCGCGACGGAUUGA